AUUAAGAUGAUUUUUUUAAAUCUUUAUUUUCAUUAAUAGAAUAUUCAAAUCUACAGGAUCAGAGGAAUAUUUAUAUGGGAGGACCCUACGCCUUCUAUGCACAAGGACAGAUCGCCCGAGGCAAGAUCGGCGACGGGUCAGUCAACACCUUCAACAAGGACGUGUACGGCCCCUCGUCGCUGGACUACACCCUGGAGGGCUGGGCGACGGCGGUGGGCCAGUUCGACGGCGACCAGUACUCCGUCGCCGCCUCCACCCCGGCCUGGAGUAACGCCAAGGGGAUGGUCUGGUUCUACAACAACCGCCUCGCCUCGCGCUACCACGUCCGGAUGUUCGGCGAGGCCAAUGGCGACAGCUUCGGCUACAGUUUAGCUACGGCCGACGUGGACGGCGACGGCGCAACGGAUCUUAUAGUCGGGGCGCCGCUCGCUCAGGCCCCCAACCAGAUGCUGGACCACGGGAGGGCGUACGUGCACUAUGCCCCGACGAAGAAGGUGUCCACGAGGCCUAGGUCGGUUAUCAUAGGAAAAGAACCCUGGGGCCGCUUCGGACAUGCGGUCAGCGGCCUCGGCGACCUCAACCAGGACGGCUAUGAUGACGUGGCCAUCGGAGCCCCCUUCGGCACCGAGGGCGGGGUCGUCUUCAUCUUCAACGGCGGAGCGAACGGCCUCAGGACUGAGCACACGCAGAAAAUCACCGCGUCCCAAUUCUCGACCGGACUUCGCAGCUUCGGCUUCAGCAUCGACGGCGGCAUUGACGUCGAUCACAACAGCCAUCCUGACUUGAUCAUCGGCGCACCGGAAUCGGACACAGCCGUCCUUAUCCGAACUGCGCCCGUGGUGAACCUGGUGGGCUCCAUCGAGAUCGACCCGCGAGUCAUAUCAAUGGGGAACAAGCCAUGCAACAUCAGAGGUCAAGAUGUUGCAUGCUUCAACAUUUCCGUCAGCGUGCAGCACCGGACCAAAAACGUGUCGCACAAUUUACCAAUGGUGUUCUCGUUCGACCUGGAUGCCAAGUACAGGAGAUUCGCCUUUUUGGAGAGUGACGACUAUCGGCUGACCGUGACCCGUGAUGUAAGCCCCGUCGCUGACCACGUGCUUCCGUUCUCCAAAGUCGCCUAUGUGAAGGAAGACCGCCCUCGCCUGGACGUCCCCCUCCUGCUCAGCACCAACGUCAGCCUCGCCCCCGUCAGCGAGCCCCAGCAGCCCCCGCCGGAGCGCAGAGCCAUCCCCAUCGUCCUCGACCUCCAGCCCCCGGUGUUCGAGGCCCCGAGGCUGGAGUGCGAGGACAUCACCACCUGUUACUCGAAGCCCGACCUCGUCCUCGAGCCUAGGUACAACGAACUGACGGUACAAGCCGGCAACAUGGAGAUCGAGGUGGUACUCCAGGUUCUCCAAGCGACAGCCUACUCGGUCACCCUCGAAGCCACGUAUCCCUCGGUCCUCACUUUCUCCCACGUAUCCGGCACCCGGUUUCUCCCCAAGUGCCGGGAAUCUCUCUACAUUUCGGAUAACGGGCGAACCAAGCAGAUCUGCACAUACAACGCUGGAAAGAAUCUGAGGUAGGUCAACAUGAUCUUCCACUUCGAGUACAAUCCGCUGACCUUGCUGACCUAUGAAGAACGUCACCUCAACGUGAGUUUUGUGGCCGCCAGCGAAAUACCCGACAGAAAGGAAGACGACAAUGCUUUCAAUAUUUCCGUGCCUGUUGUGUCUCGUGUCGACCUGUACACAGAGGGCGUCUCAGCCCCGGACAACGUGGAAGCCCGGAUCAACGAGACCCUCAGCCUGCAACAGGUAGUUAACGUGUCCCAAUUGGCCAUUAACCGCACUCAAAUAGGUCCUCAGACGACGCACCUCUUCACCGUCACGAAUCGGGGUCCGUCGCCUCUUCUCGCUGCGAAGAUGGAGAUCCGCGUGCCCUUGGAAGCGCCCAACGGCCUGCCCCUCCUGUACCUGGUGGACAAUCCUAUCAUGUCACCUUCUCUCACCUGUUCGCCCGUUCCCCUGAAUCCUAGGAAGUUCAAUCUUACCUCCGACCGCGGCAGAACCAGCGACGCCACUUCGGAACAGCAACAAGACACGCCCACGCCCACGCCCACGCGCAGUCCCGCCACGCCCGCCCCUACCGAGACCCCGCCCACGACUACCGAGACCCCGCCCCCACCCACGACGCAAGGGAGGUCGAAACGCGAGGUGGAGAAGCAGGUGGACGACGGCGAAGGCGGUGACGGCGACCUGGACGAAGGGACGACAACUCCCUCUCCGCCGACGUCGCUGCCAGACGGAGGAAACGGCCAGACGACCUCGGCCUCGGGAGACACGACGCGACAGACAGAGGCUGACAAGAAGAAAAUGGUACUGGACUGCAAUAAGAUAAAGUGUCAAGUUAUAAGAUGCAAUGUGACUUCUCUCUUCCCAGACGAGACAGUGUAUCUGCAGUUUACAACAUACAUCACGACAGCGACCAUCAAGUUUAUAGGCUAUACGUCGGUAGCCCUCGAGUCGUCACUCAUCAUUGAAACCAGUCAGGCGAACGUCACCGUUUCGCGCGGGAAUGGGCGGGACGACGCUUCCACGGCGAACACGCACGUCACACUCAUUGCGCAGAGGGAAGCACAAGCGAGCCUGAAGGACGUGUCUCUCUGGAAGAUCUUCGUGGCCGUCCUCGUGGCCCUCAUGCUGCUCAUCGUCCUUAUCGCCAUCCUGCAUAAGCUUGGGUUCUUCAAGCGCAAGAGGCUGAAUCAGGACCAAAGGGAGAUGAUGAAACAGAGUCAGAAACGCAGGACGCAGUACUCGGAGUAGGUCAGAGGUCGCAGAAACGCUUCGAGGUCAGCGUCGGUGAUGACUGACGUCUGUUU
Penaeus vannamei (Pacific white shrimp) is the source of this 2860-nucleotide messenger RNA. The record is from RefSeq and is a predicted model, not a curated record. Lineage: Eukaryota; Metazoa; Arthropoda; Malacostraca; Decapoda; Penaeidae.